Molecule: messenger RNA, 1887 nt
Organism: Penicillium expansum
Lineage: Eukaryota; Fungi; Ascomycota; Eurotiomycetes; Eurotiales; Aspergillaceae
Exons: 2
Coding region: 1-1887 (628 amino acids)
Source: RefSeq, a predicted model, not a curated record
AUGGCUCGUCAUAUCACCACUGACCAGCCACUACAUCUAGUGCGACAAAGCGGUUCCAUCCUGCGGACAGUCCUCAUCUUCCGCGACGAGACAACCCGGGUCAUCGACCGCGCUCGCACUCACAAGAUACCACGUGGGAAUUUACCCCCUAGCCAAAGGACAUCUGCCAAAUCGUCACCCGCCUCCUUCAACCUGUCGUUGGGCGUGUUGCGGCCCCCAGCUUCAUUGUCCGAUGACUCGGCGAACAGGUCCACACAGUACGACAAUGACAACGACAACGACCCGAACAACCUAGAAAACUCGAACCGAGAGGAUAAUGGGAAAUGUGGACAGGACAAGAAAGAGAGCGCGGCACACAAAUACAAAGACGUCACAGAGAAUCUCAUCGAUAGUAUUAUGUACGAUGAUAGCUCAGUUGUGCUCAGUGGGAUGGACAUGUUCGUAGAUGACACUAGCAUGUUGUGGGAGCCAACCCAGUUGAUGCCCGUAUUAUUGUCGUCAUCCCGUGGCAAAUCCCCAACGCUGAGCCUUGACUUGGACGGCCAAAUUCUGUCUAUGCUGAUAUCCCCCACGGUGCCAUCUCAGAGUCUCGAAGAGCUGGGGAUAAACUACUUUAUAGCAAACUAUGUCAUGAAAGACUCUGGGCCGUGCCCCGGCGUCUUCAACUACGCCGAGAACAUACUCGCCAGCCCAGCCGGAGACACGGAGCUGGCACGCGUGGCCAUCCAGGCAGUAGGCCUCGCCGGGCUAGCCAACAUCACAGGCGCCGACAGCGUCAUGCGCAAGGCACGCUCCAGCUAUGCGGAAGCUAUCGAGAGGGUCAAUGGGGCGCUAGUGGAUCCCCGCGUGGCCGGGAGCGACAGUGUCAUCUUCGCUGUAAUGGUUCUGGGGCUCUUUGAGAGCAUCACCUGCUCGGACGAUGAAUCUCUGGAGGCGUGGAAGUGCCAUAUCAACGGUGCCGCCUGCCUUCUGAUGCUUCGCGGCACGUCCCAGUUCCGUACGAAGCAGGGCCUGCAGAUAUUCGGCGAGGCCGUCUCCCACAUACUCACACUGUGCUCGAGGUACGACCAACCUAUGCCCCCGCGUCUGCGCUACUUGCGCGUCGAGAUGGAGCGGAACAUUAAUGGCAAGAGUCCGUCUUGGAUACUAAGUACUGCGCACAUCGAGGUUAUGAAUCUGUACAGCCAAGUGCAACCAGAACAGGAGACACCCUUUCUAGCCGGAGAGUGGGAGACGCUCCUCUCGCACGCCGCCGAGCUGAGUCAGCGACUUGAAAACCUCUUCGCUGAGCUACCUGUGACCUGGCGUUUCAAGACGGUCAAUGACCCUAUGGCGAAUCCACGCCUUGUGUUCCAGGGCAAAUACCAUAUCUACUACAACACGUGGGUAGCCAAGAUAUGGGACGGGAUGCGUGCAUGCCGCAUCAUCUUGAACCAGGUUAUCUACUGCCUACUGCUACGCGAGGGACUUGCGUUGGCACCGCAAGAGUUCUCAGACGGCGGCGCCUACACGAGCCUGCUACAGAGGACGUUAGACACGACAACAGAGAUGCGCGACGAUAUUCUCGCGUCGGUGCCUCAGAUGCUUGGCUUCAUCCAGCACGAAGCCACAACUGGCGCCUCGUAUAUGGACUGUAGCAGCAGCGCUGACCCGUCACGCUUGAUCCCAGCCUCGGGUGCGUACUUUGUCGUCUGGUACUUAUACCUUGCCGGGAGCCUGCCGAUCAACACGCCAGAGACACGUGAAUGGAUCGUAGAUCGUCUUCGUGCCAUUCGCUCUACAACGGGCAUUCAGAAAGCAGCGUAUCUGGCUGACAUGAUAGAGAAGGAUGUUGGCCAUCUUAGCGCCGUGCUGCCAGCGAGCGACUUUCUGCUUCCCCCCUGUUGA